UCGAGUCGAGUCGAGGUCAGUCUGUCAUCAUGGCGGACAAAAGUGGGUCGGCUGCUGGGCAAGCCCAGGUGAAAAUUGGCCAUUAUAUUUUAGGUGACACUCUCGGAGUUGGAACCUUUGGAAAAGUUAAAAUUGCUACUCACCAGUUAACUGGUCAUAAAGUAGCUGUAAAGAUCCUGAACAGACAGAAGAUAAAGAAUCUUGAUGUUGUUGGAAAGAUUCGCAGAGAAAUUCAGAAUCUCAAGCUCUUUCGACACCCUCAUAUAAUCAAACUCUAUCAAGUGAUCUCAACUCCUACUGACAUAUUCAUGGUCAUGGAACACGUAGCUGGUGGAGAACUGUUUGAUUACAUUGUGAAAAAUGGGAGACUUAAAGAAGGAGAAGCGAGGCAGUUUUUUCAGCAAAUAAUUUCCGGAGUGGACUACUGCCACAGACACAUGGUAGUCCACAGAGAUCUCAAACCAGAGAACCUCCUGUUGGACUCGCGCAAAAAUGUCAAAAUUGCUGACUUUGGGCUUUCAAAUAUGAUGACUGAUGGAGAAUUUUUACGUACAAGUUGUGGAUCUCCCAAUUAUGCUGCACCUGAGGUUAUUUCGGGAAAACUUUAUGCAGGACCUGAAGUAGACAUUUGGAGCUGCGGAGUUAUUCUGUAUGCCCUCCUUUGUGGCACACUUCCCUUUGAUGAUGAGCAUGUUCCGACCUUGUUUAGGAAAAUCAAAUCUGGUAUAUUUGCCAUUCCUGAAUACCUUAAUAAGGAAGUGGUUAGUCUUCUAUGCCACACGCUGCAAGUGGACCCUGUCAAACGAGCAACGAUGAAGGAGAUCCGAGAGGAUCCGUGGUUUAAAAUGGAACUUCCAGAAUAUCUGUUCCCAUCUUCACAAGACCAUGAUGCCUCCAUUGUCAACACAGAGAUUGUCAGGGAGAUUUGUGACAAAUUCAGCGUGGAAGAAACGGAAGUUCACCGAGCUUUGCUUACAGAUAACCCACAUGACCAGCUGUAUAUAGCAUAUCAUCUCAUUUUGGAUAACCAGCUCAUGCUUGAUAAAGCUUCAAGCGAGUAUGAGGAGUUCUACCUCGCAUCUAGUCCACCGCCAGAGGCUUUCAGUAUGGCCUCCAGUCCCAUGAGACCCCAUCCAGAACGCAUGCCAGAAAUGAAGAAUACAUCUCACACAUUGGAUCCAGUCAUUGAUAAUAAGAACAGUGGUCACGCAAAGAAAGCAAAGUGGCAUUUAGGAAUAAGGUCCCAGAGCAAACCCCAGGACAUAAUGCAUGAAGUGUACCGAGCGAUGAAGUCAUUAGACUAUGAUUGGAAGGUGAUCAACCAGUGGCAUGUAAGAGUGAGGAGGAAGAAUCCUGUCACUUUGAGAUUUACCCGUCUGAGCCUGCAGCUGUAUCAAGUGGACCAGAAGAGCUACCUGCUGGAUUUCAAGAGCCUCAACAACUGCAGCGAGCCCACAGAGAUGAGCCCCCCGGCCAGCAGCACCAGCCCAGCCAGCUCCGGCUCUCAGCUGUCCAUCGACGAUCGCAUGGAGACAGACGACGACAGCAACCUGGGCCAGCCGCAUCAGACCCUCGAGUUCUUUGAGAUGUGCGCCAGUCUCAUCUGUGCCCUGGCCCGAUAGUCUGGGGAAAAUUGACGUUGUUUCUCUCCUCUUUGAGUUGAGCUUUGAUGGGAACUGGCUAUAGGGGGUGAAAUGAGAGAAAAGCAUUGGUUUCUCCUGAGUGAAAGCUGAAAGUCCCUGACGCAGACUGGUGUGUGGUCAAGGCGUGGAGGGAAUGAAAUAUUAUAUUGAUCUCUUGGCCGUGUAAAACCGUCUAAAAUAUGCUCCACAGACCGGGGGCUGUCGCUUUUCCAUAAAUUAUGGGAUGGUCCAAUAUCUUUGGCUCUUGUUUGUUGGUUAUUAUAUUAACAUGAUGUCUGAGGUAAGCUUUCACUGUUGUUGACAAUCCAGUAGUUUCCAGAAGUCCUUCUACACUUGGACGAGGUUUACAAAGACUCUGGUGGAGCAGUAGAAUGGUGAGAGUGAACCGUUGGGUGUUGCAGCAUUCUAAGUGGUGUGUCAGUGCUGGAUUUUUCAAGGUUGUGGUUCCAACCCUUGACACUUACUGUGGAGCAAGAUCAUGCUGACUAGGUCCCAAAUUUACCUGUUGCCACUGUUUUAGGAAGAACUAAUCAUUUCAGAAUUUCAGUUUUGUUUGCUCACCCUGUAACUCGAGCUCAAACUGAGUUGGGCAUUUUUAUUGUAACAGCAAUGAAUGUAAAAUAAAACUGAGCUGCCAUCAGAAAAGUUUCAAGAAACCUGUGGUAGAAAGUAUUUGUUCAAGAAAUUCAUUCAGUGCUUUUAUUCGUUAGUGCCAAAAUUUGCAUGGCUGCUCUCGUGUUUUAUAGAACUAAUGGGAAAUUAAGGUAUCUAAUUUGUGCAGAAAGAACUUUGUGCCGUGUGUUUGUUCUCUAAUUCCCUUCUUCUUGAACAUGCCGCUUUUGAUAGUGAUCGGUGAUAACAAGUAAAAUGCGAAGAGAUUUUGCAAGUUUCUCUCUGGGAUGCCCACUGCCUGUCAUCAUCCUUUAUUAUCAUUUUUAUUUCUCCCAAGAGUGUUAUGGUUUCUGAAAGGGUGGUUGCGUCUGUGGUAGCAGUGGGGAUGUUGUCAAAGGGUAGUGCUUUUGCCUGUUGGUACACGUUGAGUUUUGCUCCUGACAAUUUAAGUGAUUGGUUGACUGAAAAUGGCUCUGUGAUGUUUAUGUUUCCUGGGAGUUUUUCCUUUCUAUUUUGUGUUCUUAACUUCUUUAGUGUACAUACUGUGUUGAUAAUUCUCUUUGCCAAUGUAUCUGGUUCUCUACGUACCUGUGGUUUGACCUGGAGAGGUGGGGGAUGGGGUUUAUGUGAUUAUUUGUCUGCCUGUUGGUCUCAGACAGAGUGGCUGAACUGUGUAUUUUUCACUUUAUUUAAAUGUUUAUACUUCUUUGAACACAACAGGUUUAGUCUUCGUCAUGUUCAUUCUUUGAUACACUAAUUACAGGGGCAUAAUGAGUACUGUUAAGUUUUUAUAGUGUUCAGUUGGUCUGUUCAUAAUUUUGAUGCAUUGCAUACAGCAAAAAAAACGGAUAAGGAGGAAAAUUAGCUUACAGGAUUUUACAAGCUUUUCUCAGUUUCUAAUGUGUUUUGUACCUGUUUAAUAAGCCCACAUUGUACUCUUCCUGAACAGAGGAGCAUUUCUUUUUGCCACUGUCAUGCAUUAUUUCAAAAUUUAUAAAGUGACAGCUGAUUAAGUUCUUUUGCAUUUCUGUGAAGUCUUUGUAUUUGUAUUCAGAUUUGAGUGCAUCUUGUAAGUUUUCGUAUCAGUAAUCAAGAAUUUUUUCUCCCCUAUAACCUGGUAACUCAGCAUCAGCUUGUAACAGGACAUUUUUCUUUUGGCAGUGAUAAUGGCACAUAAGCUUUUCAGGGCAUGAAUAUAUAUAUAUAUACUGCAUACUCCCCAGGUGGAGUGAAAUAUUCUCAGUAGUUUUCGUACUUUUUCAAACUUACUCAACUGGGCUUUAAGUCAACUAUUUUCUAACUGAAUCAUACUAAUUGGUGGUUGAUAGACCUCUGGAUCAAAAACAACUACAAAUAUAUGUGUAUUGGUUGCAUUCUUGCCCUGGUAGGAGAUUGGAUUGGUUAACAUUUGAACAACAUCAGUUGUGUAUGUGUCCUCCUGUAGGUUUUUCUUCCUUAUUAUUGUCGAGCUCUGAAAAGACAUUGCACCUUGCUUGCAACAUCAAUUUUCUAAUUUCAAACAUCUUUGGCUGAGAGCUAGGGAUAGCUUGCUUGUUUUGAAAAAAGUCGAUUUUUAUGUGAAGUGUAAAAAAGAAGUACUUGUGCAAAUAUAUAUUAUAUCAAGAACUGCAAUUGUGGCAAAACUAAUGGGCGGAUUCAUACAGACAUGAUGGAACAUCAUAUUUGAAUAACUCAAUUUUGCUGUUAGGGCAUUCUUGCUACACUGCAAUCGUUAUAAGUUUUAAUGACCUCUGGCUUGCAGCUGACGAUUUACUGGGAACUUCAAAGUUUUCAUUGUUUUCGAAUUUUUUCUUUAGCUCGAUGAGUUUGUGUUUUUAAGGCUUUCAUUUUGGUUUGAGUUGUCAUUAUAAUGAAAUUGAUCUAUAAUUUAAACGCAUGAGAGAAUGGAAACUUUGUGCUGUUGUAGGGUAGGUAGGGAGGGUUUUGCUGUGAGGCUAAACAGUAUCAUUUAUCAAAGGUUUUUACUUUUCUGUCUAGAUCUACUUCUUGUGACAAACUGGAGAGUGAUGAAUACCCCAUUGUUAGCAAUGUCUUGUAUUUUGUUUAUGCUGUUUAUGUAUGUUUUGGAUUUGGUGAUAUUUUCAAGAAUUUGGAAAUUUUGAUCAAUGUAUUGUAACCAAGAAAGGUGUGUUGUUUGUCUAGAUAGAAAUGAAGACAACUUGGGGGGGGGUCAAUCAAUUGAAAAAAAAAGGCUCAAAUCAAUUCCUGUGUAUAAUAAUAUACAGUAGUCACUUGGGUUUGUAUAAUUUGCAUGUACUGAUUUAAUUCUUUGUUUUCAUUAGUUCCUUAAUUUUCAAGCAUCAUUAUAAAUGAAUUAUGAAGUGAUGAAGAUGGUAAAACAGCCACUACCUGGUUCUGUACUGUAAAGGAUGUUGGACAAUAUUAUAUAAGAGGUCUCUUUUGCUUCUGGAAAAAAAAUAUAUAUGAGGUCUCUUUUAUUUCUGGAAAAAUGGGUUAAGUGAGAGGUUCCCCUUUAUUAUAGAAAUAUCAACUGCUCAGUGUAAAAAACUGUCAUACAUCACUUUUUAAAAUGACGUAUGCCUUAGUUUUAUACUAAGCAGUCGAAAUGGAUUUAAAAGUUGUAUGUAGGCCAGCCAAAAAUGGGGUGCUUUUCAAAAGCAGACAAGCGUUCAUAUUAUGGGUCAUGAAAAUAGUGAUAGACUUUUCUAAUUUCUAAGGAAUUGUUUACUUUUCUCUCCAGAGCUUUUGAAUGUCAGUUUGUAACUUUCACAGUGCUGAGCAACCUAUGCUGUGCAGGAUGUGUAUCCUGAGAAAAGACUUUCUGUUCACCUUUGCUGACAGAUGACAUCAGACUUCAGAAGCUCCAAACUUAAACCCAACUUCUGAUCAGCACCUUUUAUUUUGGCUGGCGUCAUGGUAUAUAUAUAUAUAUCUAUUGUAUGCUCAUACACUUGAUACAUGAUUUAUUUUUAUCGAUAUCAAUUAUCUAAGUAAUGUGAACAAUGACACCAAAUAAAAUUUAACCCAAGAGAAGAAA
Aplysia californica (California sea hare) is the source of this 5274-nucleotide messenger RNA. RefSeq names its product 5'-AMP-activated protein kinase catalytic subunit alpha-2. Gene Ontology annotation, cellular component: cytoplasm. Lineage: Eukaryota; Metazoa; Mollusca; Gastropoda; Aplysiida; Aplysiidae. The record is from RefSeq and is a predicted model, not a curated record. Gene Ontology annotation, molecular function: ATP binding; protein serine/threonine kinase activity. Gene Ontology annotation, biological process: intracellular signal transduction; protein phosphorylation.